UUUUUUUUUUUUUACGGGAUCGAAAUCGAAUCGCGUUCGAUCCACGAGAGAGGAGAUAACGAUCUGUUGUUGUGAAGCGUGGUUGGUGUAAGUUUAACAUAAAAAAAAAAAAAAAAAAAAAAAAAAAAAAAACAAAUUUUGAAUAUACGGGCUCCACGUUCUUUUUCUUCACGCCCCCCCGCCGAGAAUUUCUCCUCCCCCGUCCAUUCUCUUCUCCGUCCAGGAAUAUAUCGAUAAAUGAUACGAACGAUUUUUAUAACGAUAUAAUUUACGAGAAGUUAUUUUUUUGUAAUCAUUAAAGAGAGAAAAUUAUCGAAUAAUCGUCGACUUCUUAAUAAUUUUUUAUUUUUACUUGAAGAGAGAAGGGGAAAAAAUAUGUAAGAAUGUCUUUUUCUACUAAGUAUACACUUGGAUACACGUAUUAUUAUUAUUAUUUAUUCUAUGUAAAUAGUUAUUUCAUUUCCACUUAACGUCCCGUGUGUGUAUAACCUUCACCCACCUUCGGAUUUCUGGUAGAAUUUCGAUGAUCGAUCAUCUCCUCGUGUUAUCAUCAAUAUUGACAGGCUACAGAACUAUCGCCGUGUUUUGAUGGAUCGACCAUAAUACCGCCAUGUUUAAUCGAUUUGAUUCAUUGCUUUUUUCUUCUAAAUUGUAUAUAAGCGACGCUUGUCCUAUCCCCUUCCCCUGAUAAAUGUAAUUAUUUUUCGUAUAUAGAAAAUACAUUACAUUAGAACGUAUCCAUCGUGAUUGGAAAGGGAAGAAGGGAUUGAUAAAUUACGAUAAGAGACUGGAAGAGACGCUUUCGGCCGACGAGUUGUUGACUCGUACUACUUACGAUCCGUGUAUCUCUCUCUCUCUCUCGCUACGGAUGAGCGUACGUGUAGGAGGAAGAAGACCGAGGGUGAGGCGUCUGCAAACAUUUCUAUACCCUGUCUAUCUAAUCCACUGGCGCUAGUCACUUCAAUUUCAGAAUUCGAAAGACUCGCAUCACCGUCCUGCCGUUUUCUAUCCGUUUCUUCGAUCGAGUUCGACAUUUUUUGUAUUUUUUUAAAUUUUUAAUUUUUUUUUACCAAGUGUAUCACACAUACAUAUAUAUAUAAUUCACGAUGGCCGAAUUCGAGGGAUCGAAAGUUACGAUCGACGAAGCAUCGGUUGCGGAACAUUUUUUGCUCGAACCGAAACGAAAAUGCAUUGAAUUGAUGGAAUACGGAAACAUCACGUCGCAAUCUAAUCAUUGCCCGUCAUAUUUUGACGAUCUGUUUUGCUGGCUGUACAAGGCAUCCGACAUUACCGUUUUACCAUGUCAACCCGAAACCGGCCCAUUAAACCAAUUAGAUCCCGCGACCAAUUCAGCUAUAAACUCGGAUACACCUGUUGCAACGACAAUGGCGACGAAAGUUUGCCUUUGGUAUUCAAAUCCUGAAAAUAUUCGCGAGAGCUUGUGCGAAUUGUCCGACGAGUUCACCAAUCGUGUGAAUUUAUUAGGACUUCGAUCGCGAGAUUACAAAAAUUUUGAAUCCUUGUUGAACAAAUGGCUGCCCGUCGUCAGGAUCGUCUCUCAAAUUGGAUAUUCCACGUCCUUCGCCAUGUUGAUCAUAGCGAUGAUCAUUUUCUCGUUGCUCAGAAAACUGAGAAAUCCAAGGAACAGAUUGCACAUGCAUUUGUUCGCCUCGUUCAUAAUGAGAGCGUUCAUGACACUGGUCAAAGAUUGGACGUUCGUCGAUGGUAUCAGCCGAAUUGUGGACGUCACUUACGUUGGAAACGAUGCUUUUAUCAAGAAACGAAACUUACAGAUAAUAAUCUGCAAGGUGGUCACAAGCGGGUGGCAAUACUUUAUCGUGGCUAAUUAUUCUUGGAUCCUGAUGGAGGGUCUCUACUUGCACAAUUUGAUCGUUUGGGCAUUCUGCGCGGAUAGCGAAGCGAUCAGUUUGUACGUUUUGAUGGGAUGGGGAUUACCUGUUUUCGUGGUUGUACCUUGGAUAAUAAUUCGCGCCACUAUCGAGGACACGCUUUGCUGGACCAUUCACGACAAUCCUUCCCUCUUUUUGCUUAUAAGAAUUCCCAUUAUGAUAUCAAACUUGUUCAACUUCCUACUGUUCCUCAACAUAGUACGUGCUCUGUUCAUUAAAUUCAAAACGUCAGUACAUCUGCAACGAAAAAAGAUGCAAUACAGUAGGUGGGCCAAAUCUACUCUGGUAUUGGUACCGUUGUUUGGCGCUCACUACACGCUAUUCCUGGGCUUUUCGUAUCAUGCAGAUAAACGCAUGGAACUCGUUUGGCUCUUCUUCGAUCAAUUAUUCGUCUCUUUUCAAGGCUCUUUCGUUGCUUUGCUUUAUUGUUUGUUGAACGUCGAAGUCAGAACGGAAAUUAAACGAGCAUGGAGAACAAGAUGGUCGAGGAAUGCAAAUAUUUUCGUGUCCACGUGUCAAGAAUCAAAAAGGAGAAAAGCUAUUCGUCGCUACAGAAAAUCGAACGAUUACGAUCAUCUCACCAGUACAAGUUUGAAAACUGUAUUGCAAUCUGAUAGAAGAUCGAAUGACUUUUGGCCAAAUGUUUUAGAAAUGGAGACAGAGUAGAAAGAAUUUUAAGAAAGAACAAUUUUAUAUCCUAUAGAUAGAUGAUUACAUAGCUUUUUUUUUCAGAGGAAUUUUAAUUUUAACAUCGUAAAAAUGUAUAAAG
Apis mellifera (honey bee) is the source of this 2679-nucleotide messenger RNA. RefSeq names its product secretin receptor. The transcript has 9 exons. Gene Ontology annotation, biological process: cell surface receptor signaling pathway; adenylate cyclase-modulating G protein-coupled receptor signaling pathway. NCBI's taxonomy places the organism in Eukaryota, Metazoa, Arthropoda, Insecta, Hymenoptera, Apidae. The record is from RefSeq and is a predicted model, not a curated record. Gene Ontology annotation, cellular component: plasma membrane. Gene Ontology annotation, molecular function: peptide hormone binding; G protein-coupled peptide receptor activity. The coding region runs from base 1107 to 2576 and encodes 489 amino acids.